This is a messenger RNA of Lactuca saligna, 1368 nucleotides long. The record is from the annotation of a GenBank genome assembly. Lineage: Eukaryota; Viridiplantae; Streptophyta; Magnoliopsida; Asterales; Asteraceae.
AUGAAAUUCUCAGAAAAACAUAGAAAGCUUUUGAACGCUUUUAUCCGACAAAACCCGGGAUUACUUGAGAAAUCUUUUUCAGUGAUAUUGCGGGUCCCACGUUUUAUUGAUUUUGACAACAAGCGGGCACAUUUCAGAUCAAAAAUCAAGCAACAAAACGAUCAUCAGCAUCAUCAUCAUAGCUCUUUGAGAAUCUCUGUUAGAAGAGCAUACAUUCUAGAAGAUUCAUAUAAUCAGUUGCGAAUGAGGUUAACUCAAGAUCUAAAGGGAAGGUUGACUGUUCAUUUUGAAGGGGAAGAAGGUAUUGAUGCAGGUGGGCUUACCAGGGAAUGGUAUCAGUUGUUAUCGAGGGUUAUUUUUGACAAGGGAGCUUUGCUUUUUACAACCGUUGGUAAUGAGUCAACGUUUCAGCCAAAUCCAAAUUCUGUUUAUCAGACAGAACAUCUCUCAUACUUCAAAUUCAUUGGAAGAGUUGUUGGGAAAGCAGUUUUUGAUGGGCAGUUGCUUGAUGUUCAUUUCACAAGAUCUUUCUAUAAGCAUAUGCUUGGAGUAAAAGUAACCUACCAUGACAUUGAAGCUAUCGAUCCAGAUGAAGAGAAGCUCAUCUUAUGUGAAAAAACAGAAGUAACGGACUAUGAACUGAUCCCUGGUGGAAGAAACAUUCGAGUUACAGACGAAAACAAACAUGAAUAUGUUGACUUAAUCGCUGAGCAUCGGUUGACCACUGCUAUUCGUCCCCAAAUAAAUGCAUUUUUGGAGGUGGAUGAUAUGAGAGGGAAUACAGAGUAUUCUGGAUACAGUGUUGCAUCUCCUGUUAUUCAGUGGUUUUGGGAAGUUGCUCAAGCUUUAAGCAAAGAAGACAAGGCUCGUUUAUUGCAGUUUGUCACUGGCACUUCAAAGGUGCCUUUAGAAGGGUUUAGUGGUUUGCAAGGUAUUUCUGGAUCCCAAAAAUUUCAAAUUCACAAGGCUUAUGGAAGCACUGACCGUUUGCCUUCUGCUCAUACAUGUUUCAACCAGUUGGAUCUACCGGAAUAUCCGUCAAAGCAGCAUCUGGAAGAGAGACUGUUGCUAGCAAUCCAUGAAGCCAAUGAAGGAUUUGGUUUUGGUUAAGAUUUAUUAUUAUAAUAACUUAAAUCAUAUCAAAACUCAUGACUCAGUAAUGAAUGUAUAUGUAUAUAACUCUACAAAGAUCAAUUGGACAAUAUAUAUAGAUAUAGUUAUAUACUGUACAGUUUGAGUUAUAAUUAAAUGCCAACUUUUUUCUUUCAUAUCCAUUUCUUGUUUUGGUUAAACCAAAAAAAUUCCAAAUUAUAACGUUUUUAUACAACUCAAAAUUUUUAGUGUUUUUCUUUUUAGGAUAAAUAUCAC